Zalophus californianus (California sea lion) is the source of this 5043-nucleotide messenger RNA. It is a transcript of the gene TP53BP2, whose product is annotated as tumor protein p53 binding protein 2. Gene Ontology annotation, cellular component: nucleus. NCBI's taxonomy places the organism in Eukaryota, Metazoa, Chordata, Mammalia, Carnivora, Otariidae. The transcript is spliced from 14 exons. Gene Ontology annotation, biological process: regulation of apoptotic process. Gene Ontology annotation, molecular function: p53 binding. The record is from RefSeq and is a predicted model, not a curated record. The coding region runs from base 1479 to 4307 and encodes 942 amino acids.
UGGACAGGCCCCUCUGUGGGGGCGUGUGUAGAGCUGUCUCCAUGCACCCUGUUAAGCCAGUGACCUCAAGAUACAGGUUGAUCCUGUCAACCCACAAGUUCCCUGCUCUGUGGCACUUUUCUUCUCUUUACCAUAGCAUUUUGUAGAGAUCCUUACAUCAUCCCAGUUGCUCAGGAUCUCCUGACCCCUGGUUCUGAUCACAGUUAACCAUGUUAUGUUGUGAUCGGGAAAACAGGAAAGGCAUAAAGAACCCUCCGACUUUGCUAGAGGGAACUGCUCUGGGCUAGCCUUAUCCUGAAUUCCUACUGCAGCAAGAGGGACUUGUAACGUUGACCAGUGCUAACACUGUCCCCUUCUGUCAUGUGGCACCGAUAACAGGCUGCUUGCCUUUAUUUGGGACAUCCUGCCCCCACAGACUAGUCCUUAUCUCGGCCUCGAAGAGGUAAAAUAUGAGAAGCCUCUCCGUUACCAUCCACACCAGUCUCCCUGUUGUUUCUCCCGCCGGCUGUAGGCUGUGGUCUGACCCAGAUGUCCUCACAUUUCCUCCAUAAAGGCUGGUGGUCAGUACUGUGGGCUUUGCAGGCUUCUUAGCAUCGCGGUCAUGGCACAAAAGCCGCCACAGACGUAAGCUUGUGGGUGGCUGUGUGAUGUAUGAACAUGGGUGGCGGACGGCCUUUCAUCCACCACCCUGGUCUGAACACUCCCGUGUCUGCAGCUGACCACGCCCAUGGUGAUCGUAAGUUCACCGGAGCCGGGGUGGACUGUGGUGCAGGGUCUGAGAUUGUGCAUUUCUGACAAGCUCCCUUGCAAUGCUGAUGCACCAUUUCUUGAGUAUCAGGGACAUAAAUUGGAAGUAAAAAGGCUGAGUAAUAGAAUACAUCUUUAACCUCAGCAUCUUAUUUUGAAACUGUUCUUGUGUUAUUUAUGUUUCAGGCAUAUUAGUCCGAGAAGUGUACUCUUGAUUAUAAAUUGUGUGGCUCUGUUACUCACAUUUUUUUGAAGUUUUUAUUUAUUUAUUUGAGAGAGAGAUACUGAGGGAGAGCACAAGCAGGGAAGGAGAAGCAGACUCCCCACCGAGCAGGGAGCCCGACAUGGGACUCGAUCCCAGGACCCCCGGGAUCAUGGCCUGAGAGGAAGGCAAACUAGGAACAAAAUGUUACAGUGUAGGUUUCUGAGGCCUGAGGGCUCUUCAGCUCUUCGCUAAGUGUGUGUGCUGAGUGUGCCCUGGCCAUCUAGGGUUCUGUGCCCUUCACAUCUCAUUUACUCCUUACCGCGGUCCUACGAGGCUCUCCAUCACCCUGUUUUUAGCCGAAGAAGGCGACCCGUGUCCUUGGUGAGGGUCUCAGAGCUCGGGUUGUGAGUCCAAAUCUGACUGCAAAGCCGCCUUUAUAGAACAGCGCUUAAAGUUUUUGAAACAGCAAGAUCAGCGUCAGCAGCAACAAGCUGCUGAGCAGGAGAAGCUGAAGAGGCUGAAGGAGAUGGCUGAGAACCAGGAGGCUAAGCUAAAGAAGGUGCGCGCCCUGAAGGGCCACGUGGAGCAGAAGAGGCUGAGCAAUGGCCGACUCGUGGAGGAGAUUGAGCAAAUGAACAGUUUGUUCCAGCAAAAGCAGAGGGAGCUCGUUCUGGCUGUGUCCAAAGUGGAGGGGCUGACCAGACAGCUGGAGAUGCUCAAGAACGGCAGGAUGGACGGCCGGCACGACAGCCGUUCUGCCGCGGCCGAGCUCGACCGGCUCUACAAGGAGCUGCAGUUACGGAACACGUUGAAUCAGGAGCAGAAUGCCAAGUUGCAGCAGCAGCGCGAGUGUCUGAAUCAGCGCAAUUCAGAGGUGGCAGCCAUGGACAAGCGAGUUAAUGAGCUGCGGGACCGGCUGUGGAAGAAGAAGGCGGCGCUGCAGCACAAGGAGAGCCUCCCGGUUUCAUCUGAUGGGAACCUGCCCCCGCAAGGGCUGCCGGCGCCCAGUCGCGUGGCCGCGGUGGGCCCCUACAUCCAGUCAUCCACGAUGCCCCGCGUCCCGUCGAGGCCCGAACUUGUGGUGAAGCCCGCUCUGCCGGACGGCUCCUUGGCCACGCAGGCUCCGGAAGGGCCGCUCAAAGUACACACGCUGCCCAACAUGCGAUCUGGGGCCGCCUCCCAGACUAAAGGCUCUAAAAUCCAUCCACUCGGCCCCGACUGGAGCCCCCCAAGUGCAGACAUUUCCGCGAGCCAAGCCUCUGUGCCUGUGAGCUCAGGGGGUGCCCCAGACCAAGCUGAUGACGGAGAGGUUCCUCUGAGGGAGAAGGAGAAGAAAGUGCGCCCCUUUUCGAUGUUUGACACGGUGGACCAGUCUGCCGCCCCGUCCCCCUUUGGGGCUCUGAGGAAAAACCAGAGCAGUGAGGACAUCUUGCGGGACGCGCAGGCCGCCAAUAAAAAUGUGGCUAAAGUACCACCUCCUGUUCCGUCAAAACCAAAACAGAUUAAUUUGCCGUAUUUUGGGCAAACAAGUCAGUCAGCAUCAGACAUGAAGCCAGACGGAAACCGUCAGCAGUUGUCGGCAGCUGUUGCGUCCGUGGGAAACAGGCCGAAAACGGGGCAGCAGCAGAGGGUCGUGGUGUCCCCCGGCGCACCCUCGGCUGGCCAGGCCCUGUCUCCAGCUGGGAAGCAGGAGAGCCCCCCGGCCGCCGCCGUCCGGCCCUUCACUCCUCAGCCUUCCAAAGACACCCCUCUCCCACCCUUCCGAAAACCCCAGACCGUGGCAGCAAGCUCCAUAUACUCCAUGUAUACACAGCAUCAGGCUCCCGGAAAAAACUUGCAGCAGACCGUGCAGAGCACACUGACCAAGACACAUUCCAGAGGGCCGCACUUCUCGACUGUAUACGGCAAGCCUGUGAUUGCCGCAGCCCAGAGCCAGCAGCAGCACCCGGAGAACGUGUACUCCAGUGGCCAGAGCAAGCCUGGCAGUCCCGAGCCCGACGCGGAGCCCGUGUCCUCAGGCCAGGAGAGCCAUGAGAACGAACGAAUUCCUCGGCCACUCAGCCCGACCAAACUGCUGCCCUUCUUGUCCAACCCCUACCGAAACCAGAGCGACGCCGACCUGGAAGCCUUGCGGAAAAAACUGUCCAACGCGCCGCGGCCGCUCAAGAAACGGAGCUCGAUCACGGAGCCAGAGGGUCCAAAUGGGCCAAAUAUCCAGAAACUUCUGUACCAGAGGACCACCAUCGCUGCCAUGGAGACCAUCUCCGUCCCUUCAUAUCCGUCCAAGCCGACAUCAGUGGUGGCUGACUCUGAAAGCCCCGUAGAAAUCCAGAAUCCGUAUUUACACGUGGAGCCAGAGAAGGAGGCGGUCUCUCUGGUUCCUGAGCCAGUGUCCCCAGAGGACGUGGGGAACGCCAGUUCUGAGAGCAGUGACACGCCAGCCCUCUCCCCUGGCCUCGAUUAUGUGCCCGAAGGAGUCCCAGACAGCAGCCCAGAUUUCCAGAACAGUGUAGAAGAACCAAGUGCAGAGGCACCCCAUCUGUUGGAAGUGUACCUGGAGGAGUACCCCCCGUACCCGCCCCCACCAUACCCAUCUGGGGAGCCAGAAGGGCCAGGAGAAGACUCGGGCAGCAUGCGUCCACCCGAAAUCACGGGGCAGGUGUCUCUGCCUCCUGGCAAAAGGACAAACUUGCGUAAAACUGGUUCGGAACGGAUCGCCCACGGGAUGAGGGUGAAGUUCAACCCCCUUGCUUUGCUUCUGGAUUCGUCUUUGGAGGGAGAAUUUGACCUUGUACAGAGAAUUAUUUAUGAGGUUGAUGACCCGAGCCUGCCCAAUGACGAGGGCAUCACGGCUCUGCACAACGCUGUGUGUGCAGGCCACACGGAAAUCGUUAAGUUCCUGGUGCAGUUUGGUGUGAACGUCAAUGCCGCAGACAGUGACGGAUGGACCCCGCUGCACUGCGCGGCCUCCUGCAACAACGUGCAGGUGUGUAAGUUCCUGGUGGAGUCCGGAGCCGCCGUGUUCGCCACGACCUACAGCGACCUGCAGACCGCCGCAGACAAGUGUGAGGAGAUGGAGGAGGGCUACAGCCAGUGCUCACAGUUCCUUUACGGGGUUCAGGAGAAAAUGGGCAUCAUGAACAAAGGAGUCCUUUAUGCGCUCUGGGAUUAUGAGCCUCAGAAUGGUGACGAGCUGCCCAUGCGAGAAGGGGACUGCAUGACCGUCAUACGCCGGGAGGACGAGGAGGAGACCGAGUGGUGGUGGGCGCGCCUGCACGACCAGGAGGGCUAUGUGCCCCGCAACCUGCUGGGGCUCUACCCAAGAAUUAAACCAAGGCAAAGGAGCUUGGCCUGAAACUUUACAGAAUUUUAGUGUCUGAAUAAUUAAUCUUUGUUAUCACUGAGAAGAAAUAAUGUGCUUGUUUUUGGCAAAAAUUUCACAAGACUGACUUUAAUGACAACGUAACUUGAGAGCAAUGCAGAAUGUCCUCUGGAAGAAAAUGAAGGAUUGGAGAAUUUGCUAUCCGUGGGGGACGUUCAGCGUGAUGGACUGGAGCUUAGAAGUAAGCUGAUCACACUGUUGGGGAGCGGUGUUUACGGAGCACUCGGGAAGAUGAAAAGUGACUGUCCUGGUUUUCUCCAGAAAUAGGGCCAUUCGUUGGGCUCCUGGGAAGUUGGCUUCAUGUCCUGCCUAGUUGGUGUUUGUCCGCACCUCCCCUGCCCCAGCCAGAAAGGACCAAUGCCACCGCGGCGGCACCUCUGCCUGGCCCCCCUCAGGUCCCAGGGGACCCAGGGGGCUCGGGUGCCCUGCGCACGAAUGUUUUUGGUGAAGAACUAACUGUUGGUUGUCAGCAAUCCCUUUAUGAUAGGAGCUCUUCAGAAUUACACAUAUGUUUGAGAUACUGGAACCAAGCUGUAGCACAGCUAAUUAGAUUUAGAACCUUGUUUUUAGAAUGAAUUUAAAUCUAUAUUUAUUGUCUUUUGUAUCUUGGAAAUUGGAGACUUGCUAUAUAGACUUACCCAUGAUAUUUGUCAAGAUCAUAGCUGACUUUAAAAACAAUUGUAAUAAAAUUAAACUUUUUGACUCUAAA